Pipistrellus kuhlii (Kuhl's pipistrelle) is the source of this 3499-nucleotide messenger RNA. RefSeq names its product POU class 3 homeobox 4 (gene POU3F4). Bases 60 to 1145 code for a protein of 361 amino acids. Gene Ontology annotation, biological process: brain development; regulation of transcription by RNA polymerase II. Gene Ontology annotation, molecular function: DNA-binding transcription factor activity, RNA polymerase II-specific; RNA polymerase II cis-regulatory region sequence-specific DNA binding. The transcript has a single exon. Lineage: Eukaryota; Metazoa; Chordata; Mammalia; Chiroptera; Vespertilionidae. The record is from RefSeq and is a predicted model, not a curated record. Gene Ontology annotation, cellular component: nucleus.
UCAAAGGCUGAAGCUGCUCCUUUUGCCACAUUAUAACUAGUAGGGGAUCCUCACCGACCAUGGCCACAGCUGCCUCGAAUCCCUACAGCAUUCUCAGUUCCAGCUCUCUGGUCCAUGCUGACUCUGCGGGCAUGCAGCAGGGGAGUCCUUUCCGAAAUCCUCAGAAAGUUCUCCAAAGUGAUUACUUGCAGGGAGUUCCUAGCAAUGGGCAUCCCCUCGGGCACCAUUGGGUGACCAGUCUGAGCGACGGAGGCCCAUGGUCCUCCACCCUGGCCACCAGCCCCCUGGACCAGCAGGACGUGAAACCCGGGCGCGAAGACCUGCAGCUGGGCGCGAUCAUCCAUCACCGCUCGCCUCACGUCGCCCACCACUCUCCGCACACUAACCACCCCAAUGCUUGGGGAUCGACCCCGGCUUCCAACCCGUCCAUCACGUCCAGCAGCCAACCCCUUAACGUGUACUCGCAGCCGGGCUUCACCGUGAGCGGCAUGCUGGAGCACGGGGGGCUCACCCCACCGCCGGCUUCUGCCACCGCACAGAGCCUGCACCCAGUGCUCCGGGAGCCCCCAGACCAUAGCGAUCUAGGCUCUCACCACUGCCAGGACCACUCCGACGAGGAGACACCAACCUCGGAUGAGUUGGAACAGUUCGCCAAACAGUUCAAACAAAGAAGAAUCAAGUUGGGUUUCACGCAGGCCGACGUGGGGCUGGCGCUGGGCACCCUGUAUGGCAACGUGUUCUCCCAGACCACCAUCUGCAGGUUUGAGGCCUUGCAGCUGAGCUUCAAGAACAUGUGCAAGCUGAAGCCACUGCUGAACAAGUGGCUGGAGGAGGCUGACUCGUCCACAGGGAGCCCGACCAGCAUUGACAAGAUCGCAGCGCAAGGCCGCAAGCGCAAGAAGCGAACCUCCAUCGAGGUGAGUGUCAAAGGUGUUCUGGAGACGCAUUUCCUCAAGUGUCCCAAGCCGGCCGCACAGGAGAUCUCCUCGCUGGCAGACAGCCUCCAGUUGGAGAAAGAAGUGGUGCGUGUCUGGUUCUGUAAUAGAAGACAGAAAGAGAAAAGAAUGACUCCACCAGGGGAUCAGCAGCCACAUGAGGUUUAUGCGCAUACCGUGAAAACAGACACGUCCUGCCAUGAUCUCUGACUGCAGGAAGCCAGCAAGUGACCGGCCAAAGGAACUGGGGCAGCGCGGAUUUCUCUUUCUCUCCUGACUCCCUUCCUUUCACUCCAGCUUCAUAGUUGCUAUCUUUGUAUUCUCUCUCUCUCUCUCUCUCUCUCUCUCUCUCUCUCUCUCUCUCUCUCUCUCUCUCUCUCUCUCCCUCCCUCCCUCUUUUUCUUUUUAUAUUUUAUUUCUUUAUCCCUCACCCUUUCAACAGGGGAUUCUAACUUAUAUUAAGGAAGGAAACACACUCAUGCAUUUCAGGCUUCUUAACGCUGAUACACAGUUUCAUUAAGCACUCCCAGCGGGAUCCUCGAAUCCCCUGCGGUCUGGCAACAGUUUUCUCUACAACCUUUUCUGCAGAUCAAUAUAUAUUGUUUACUUUGAGUAAGGUUUGUUUGGUUGCUCCUCUCUAGGAAGAGCAAGGAGUGGGGAAACUUGGGGGCGGGUUAGGGAUUGGGGGAGGGAGAGGGGAAGACAGAAGAUGUGUGCCUCUAAAUAACCUUUCAGCGCCUUGGUUAUAGCAGCUGUAUUUCAGGUGAAAUCUGUUUUACAAUAGACUAGUUUUGCAUUUUUUAAGAAAAAACUUCUAAUAGCCUUUUUAAAUGUCUGCGGUGUUUUGCUACAAGCUGUACACAAUAUUUGUGAGAUAAUUUGUAUCUAAUCGACCACUCCACCUUAUUAUUGCUAUUAUUAUUAUUCCUUCGUUGAGCUAAUGGUUUUUUAAUUGCUUAUAAAAGCGAGAGGAGGCUGGGAGGAGGAGGGGGAAAGAUGUGCCUACCUUUCACUCAUGGCCCCUCUCCCAAAUCUGUAAGAAGAGGAAAGGGUACAAUGGAAAGAGUUCUUGGUGGUAAUAUAUACGUAUAUGUUUUGUUUUGUUUUGUUUUGUUUUGUUUCCCCCGUGGGCGGAGUGCCUAGAAUGGGCAGAAUAGGCAAGCUGAUUGGGUUUGCAAACUAGUGCGAAGUAGGAGAGGCUGUUUUGAAAGAUUCUGUGCUCCCUGCCAGAACUGCUUGAGCCCUUGCUGGACUUUUACAAUGCAGAUCUGGGUGCCAGAGAAGAAUUCCGUGGCAGCGCUAGGGCCAUAGAGGUAGUCCUGAGGAGCUGAAAGGACUAGGAACCUGCGGAGGUCUGGAAUGCCUGCACUCGAAGCUCCCCAAGGGCCCAGAGCCUAUCCAGGCUGACCGACCGACGGCCAGCGCUACCCCACCUCGGCCCUCCCAGGCUAAGGACUUUGCCUUCAAAGGCUAUUAAUUUCGCUGGAGUAGAGGACCCAGAGAUUCUGGGGACAGUCAGUGCCUCCCAGUUCGGUUCACCUCCAGUGCAAUGCCUGCUCCUUGAAUAAUAAUAAUUUAAAAAAAUCCUCGGGAAGGGAUGGUGAGGGCGCUCUCUGCUUUGUGCAGAACUACAAUGAAAUGAUUGGCAAAGGUCACAGGGAUUUGGGUCUAGCCUCUUACCACAUCCUUUCCGUGUGUGUAUAUACCGCUGUCCCCGAGUGAGCUCACACCGGGAGCCAUCUCCAUGCCUUGGACAAGCACAGCUGGUGGAAUGCCACUUGCGAGGAUUGAGCUAGCUAGUGAGGGCCUGGGCGGCUGGGUUUCUGUUUUUUAUCUCUCUGUGUGUAUGCGUCUCUCUGUGUGUGUACGUGCGCGUGGGUUAGCGUGCAAACGUAUGUGUGUAGAUAGUUGUGUGUAUAUUAUUACUCUUUACAAGAAACAAAAACUACAAACAAAAAAAAUAUCGCUAGACUAUGUAGAGAUCCAAAAAUUAUGCAUUUGCUGUGGCUUUACUGCUAGCUCUCAAGUCCACAUACCUGGUCCACGGACCUCAUAACCAAGGAGCAUACAUUGCUGGAUCGCAAGCACCCAAUACCUAGCCACUGCCCUCCUGUACUACCUGGGAGCUUGUAUGACCCGGCUAGCCGCCUAGCUGGGCCUCCAGGGGCAGCUGCAGAAGACAAAGCUUCGAACUACCUAAGGACCAGAUACCCUAGUGCCCCCUGUGGAAGAUGCCCUAGUAUGGGCUGCCAGGACUCUGGUCUACCACACUGUGUCUCCCAGCUGCAGGUUCAAGAGCAUGAGUUAAUUAAAAUCCCAGACCCUUUUUUCUUUUUGUGUGAAGCCUCUGCAUUCUGUUGGUAAUUGGGUUUUAGUUCUGGGACUUUUUCACACAUUGAGAUCAUGUUUUACAACUGUUGGGGUUAUUUGUUUGUUUGUUUGGAUUUUUUUCUUUGCAGUUCAGCACUAUGGUUCAAACCUGAGUUAACCCAAAUAUUUCUGCUGACUUUAUAAUUGUACAGUUUUGUAUAUUAAAUGUUUUUGAAGUUAUUAAUUUAAAAAAA